Messenger RNA from Drosophila biarmipes, 3633 nucleotides. RefSeq names its product forkhead box protein P1 (gene FoxP). The transcript is spliced from 7 exons. Lineage: Eukaryota; Metazoa; Arthropoda; Insecta; Diptera; Drosophilidae. Bases 1504 to 3141 code for a protein of 545 amino acids. Gene Ontology annotation, biological process: regulation of transcription by RNA polymerase II. Gene Ontology annotation, cellular component: nucleus. Gene Ontology annotation, molecular function: RNA polymerase II cis-regulatory region sequence-specific DNA binding; DNA-binding transcription factor activity, RNA polymerase II-specific. The record is from RefSeq and is a predicted model, not a curated record.
AUCAGAGACGUGCCAUUUCAGGAGAAGCUGCGGAAAAUAUUCUUAAGAUAGUUGCAAAAAUCUAUUUUAUUUUAUAUUAUUGUGAACAAUUGUAUUCUAAAUUUCCCUGCUUAUAAAUAUACAUAAAUCGUUGUUUGGAAACCUCAGUGAAUGUUAUUUAAUUGUUAAUGCUCAAACAAAUUUGCACUCUUUUGUCUGCAAAAUUGUAUGUGCAUGUCUGUACUCCUUAAACCUAGGCUUAGUCUCCUAAGUUAUUCAAUAUAUUGUUAAGAAAUCCAAGCGAUGAGUAGUUUAUAAGACGUAGCUUUUAAGACGGUACAUACACACAUAUUAAUAAUUAUAUAGACACAUGAAAUAUGAAUAUUUUAUCUAUUCAUCUACCCCUUUGAAAAAAUCAAUGCUCGCAUUGAGACACCUUCAAAGGAACAGAGUCUACAUAUGUAAUGAAAGUGUAAAGUAAUGAUAAUACUAUAGUCGAGUCUGCCGACUAUAAUACUUCCUGACAUAUUACAAAAUACUUUAAAAUGAUAUAUACUUAUCUUUCUUUUCAGGAACUUUUAUAUAUACCAAAACAUCCACGAUCAAAGGAAAAUGAUCAAUAAUAAGAUUGCUUAUUAUUUAUCACGUUCUAAGAUGGAAAAAUAUCAAAUGUUUUUCUAGUCGUUAAGGCCCAAUUUAUAUAAAAUUCUAAUAAUAUUCAUUUUGUUAUGCAUAUUUCUAUAAAUAUUUAAACAAAUAUCUUAUUUUAGAAUGCCUUACACAGGAAUCGCUUUGAAAAUGUAAUGUCCCUUUUUCAAGAACAUUUUUAAUGAGAUCAAGAGCUGGUUUUAUCCGUUAAAUACCAAUAAUCAGUCUUUACCUGAACAUCUUUACCACUGUCUUGUCAAUCCGCUUGUCCGUUUGAUUGUUUGUCCGUCCGUUUGAGCAUCCGUCCGUCUGUUUUUCGUCCGUCUGUGUGUAUAAAAGUGCUCUAAUGACGUACAAUCUUUGGACAGUAAAGACAUUGGUCAAAUAACUGAAUUACUAACCCAAAAGAUAACCUCUUGAUCUCAAACUUUUCAUUUUUCAAUCUAAUUAAAACAUUUAUCAUUACAGAACCGCUACAGCCGGAUGAACUGAUCGUUGCUCAGUUGAAUUGCUGUAUAUUUAAUAUCGAAUUAAAUAUGCAUCAAAUCAGUGAACGUGGAACUAAUAAUUAUUGAAGGGUCACAAUUUAUUUAUUUUUAAUAAGCGUCUUGUUAGCUAGGAUACCUCUGAUUAGAAAAUAAUCAUUGAUUUCAGAAAUGCAGAGAACGCCAAAGCAUGACCAUCAUGCAUUACAAGAAAAAUACAUCGGAUUCGGAGUGUGAAGCUUAAUAUGAAAGUAUUAAAAUAUUCAAAGGGUAAAGGGUACACAGUUUCAAUAAGACGAAAAACAUUUUGGGAACCAUCAACAGAGAUCAUUUAUGUAUAAUUGCAUUUGUAGGCGACUACUUUUGUUUUCCUAGAGCUUUAGCUUCUCGAAUGCCAGGCUUACCGCGAGGCUCAGAAAUUGUGAUGAUGGGUUCGACCGUAAUGAUUACAACUUUCAGUUUCCAAGAAAUGCAUCGGAUACAUGAUGACGAAUAUCCCGAGGAUGUUAAGGAUCCGGACUUUAAGGGAUCGGUUCAGAAGGAGAUAUCAGUGAAAUCGCGUCACCAGAUUUCCAUUCCAGAUAUUUGCACAGAGGCCGUUAAGAACAACUGUUUUCCGCCGACAGGCUUUUUGAAUAACUCGAUCGCCUUUGCCUCCCACGUGGUCAAGUGCAGUUCCCCGGCCUCGAGCAUAGAUGAGUCCUCGUCGACGGCCCAGCACGAAUCCAACCCCCACAUGCACAUGCAGGGCCAGCACUUGAUGGCUCCUGUGCCCGACCUCGGGUUCUACAACGUUCCCGAGUUCAUUUCGGAGCAGGAAAAGCUCAUGUUUUCCGAUGCCGAGAGGUUUCUUAGGUCAAAAGAUAACGAAGUUUGCAGCAAUGAUUUCAGCUACAUGCACGACGAGUUCGCCAUGCGCAAGUACUACCACCCUCUAUUUGCCCACGGCAUAUGCCGCUGGCCCGGUUGCGAAAUGGACUUGGAGGACAUCACGUCAUUCGUCAAGCAUCUCAAUACUGAACACGGACUGGAUGACCGGUCAACCGCUCAGGCACGAGUUCAGAUGCAAGUAGUCUCCCAGCUGGAGUCCCACCUUCAAAAGGAAAGAGAUCGCUUGCAGGCCAUGAUGCACCACUUGUAUUUAUCUAAGCAACUGUUAUCCCCCACCAAAAUUGACAGGAAGGACGCUCCCGGAAGGGAAGGAAAGUUUUGCCGAAGUCCACUCACAGUGAACAGCAUAGGUCGACCCAUCCGCCAAACAAGUUCACCUAGCUCACUUAAUCUCCCAAUGGUUAACUCCACCAACCUAUGCUCGAUCAAAAAAAGAAGCCACGACAAAAACUCAUUUUCCAUAAAUGGUGGAUUACCUUACAUGCUUGAAAGAGCGGGACUUGACGUACAGCAGGAAAUUCACCGGAACAGAGAAUUCUACAAAAAUGCAGAUGUGCGGCCGCCGUUCACCUAUGCUUCCCUCAUAAGACAGUCCAUAAUCGACUCCCCUGAUAAGCAGCUAACCCUAAACGAAAUUUACAAUUGGUUCCAAAACACCUUCUGCUACUUCCGGCGCAACGCCGCUACGUGGAAGAACGCGAUACGCACGAAUCUGUCUUUGCACAAGUGCUUCGUGCGUUAUGAAGAUGACUUUGGCUCGUUUUGGAUGGUCGACGAUAAUGAGUUCGUCAAAAGGCGGCACUUGUCGAGAGGGCGGCCUCGGAAGUAUGAUCCGUCCUCCUCCCCGAAUUCGUGCCAAUCUGGCAACGGUGUGUCCACUGACAAGAACCCCUGCGACAAUUGUCCCCAACACUGCUCCAGUUUGCCCCCGGGGGCUGAGAAUCCCCUAGAUCCCAAUAAUCCAAGUGAUAUCGGGCGAAUUGGUUGUCUUCCGUUUUGCGGAAGUGAUGGUUUAAAUAAGGUCUCCAAGGAGUAUAGCAAUAUGGAUUCGGGUAUGGUCGAAGGUAACAGCCAUUUAGCAAUGGACGAAUACUCUACUAAUAUGUAUGAAAGUGGUGCCAGUGAGCACAAUCGAUAAAUGUAUCAAAAGGAAUAUUUAUUUAGAUGCAUUGUCGACAUAUCUGCGUUUUUUAUUUCAAGUGGUUCGGAUUCGGAAAUUAUACUUGUAAAUACACAUAGUUAUAAGUAUAAUUUCCUUAAUAGAAGCAAAGGAAUACACUUUUAAAAUAAAUAACACUAAUACAAUAAAAUAAAUUCAAUUUUCUGUGAAGCUGAAUUGAUUUUUUCUAUCCUUCUUAUUAAGUCAAUAAAUCAAGAAAAAUAUGUUUAUAGAGCUUUUAGAUUUUCAGCAACUAAAAAAAGGUAAUAAUUUAAAAAAAUUCUACGAAAAGGAAUGGCCGCCUUAUUAUAAAAUCUAGAAAAUACUCCGAGGUUAAGUAAGUAAAGGAAGUGCCCACUUCCAGUUUUCUGAUGGUUGGCUCUUUUAAACAUUCAUUAAUAAUUUCUCAUUUUAUUUCAGAGAAAUGGUGAAACUGGAAGAACAGAAAAUAAAAUAUUAUUUACGACAUAA